GGGUAGAUUACACAGGAAGUAUUUGUAGCGAGCGUGGUACACUGACGAGUUUGUUACUGAUAUAAUCAGUCAGAAACCACAGCAGGAUGAUGUGUAGUUGGAGUUGGACUACUGUCAUUUGUGUUUUGUUGUUUUCCCAUAGUUGUAUAGGAGGAGCGCCGACAGCUGCGUCAACUGUUUAUAUUCGUUUUGGAGAAACAGCAACUCUGGCUUGGAAUUUGCAUGGGUCUGGAAACAAAGACUUUUUUGUUAGAAACGAUUUUUGGAAGGAAACGGUGUUUCACAUAACGAACUUUAACGAAUUCAACAUUGCCAAUGAGAAACUGAAAUCAAGGCUGGAAUUCACUGGAAAUAUAAAUUCCUCAGGAGCUGGUCUCUUCAGCUUCGUGCUCAGUAGAGCUGACGACCAUGACUUUGGUCAGUACAGCUGCUAUCUUGGUUCACCACAACGUCCAGGAACAAAGAUUCCCAACUGUGGGCAACAGCUAGUAGUGAUACGAGUUCAAGAACCUUAUAUCGAGGGCCCGGAAAAGGUAUCCUUUGGCAGUUCUGUUGAUCUGACAUGCAACUCCUUUCUGAAAAGUUACCCAAAUUGGAACCUGUCCAUGAACUUUGUCUGGAUGAAGAACGGAACGAGUGUAGAGAAUGGAGGCAGGCAUCAGUUGGCGUCUGGUAGCAGGGUAUGGAGAGGCGGGCGAUACAUGAACAACACUCUGACUAUCAGUGGCGUGACAAGGAAGGACAGAGCACACAGAUACACUUGUCAGACAGUGGUUGGGGACAAUAUACUCACAGACCACAGUGUGGACUAUGUCCUUAGCGUAGAAUAUGUGCCUAAGUCUCCUCAGAACCUGGAAGUGCACGAGGGAGACACUGUGUUGCUUUCCAUGAGGACACCCCAACAUCAGUCAAGAAUAUACCUGCAAGACCCUAAUGAUAUAAAUGUGUUUGAAAUGGACUCUGCUGAAGGCUACAUAUGGGAAACCUACUGGACCAGGAUCAAGAUCCUGAAAGUCAUCACAUCAUCGGAUAAUGUCACUGUACAGUUCCAACUCUCUGACGUCACAUCAGCUGAUGCUGGGAGGUACCACUGUAGCCUGGAGAAGGGCGGACAUGCAGACUGUGACUGGGAACACGUGCUGGUUGUUUUCAAUAACUCUGUGACUGGGUCGGCUUCACCAUCUGUCGCAACAUCUACUACAGAUAACUCUGUGACUGGGUCGGCUUCACCAUCUGUCGCAACAUCUACUACAGAUAACUCUGUGACUGGGUCGGCUUCACCGUCUGUCGCAACAUCUACAGAUGACACUGCGACUGUACAGGUUUCAGAAGUUGACGAAACCUCAACUGUAGUUCAUACGACGUACGUUUCGACUGUGAGAGAGGAUCAGACCACAUUUGAGCCAGUCCCAUUCAGCAACUCAACUGGUGAUCAUGGUGAUACAACGCCUGCAAGUGAAGACAGCAUGUCUUCUGUAAUGCCCACAUCACCUGAUGGAUCGGAACACUCGAGCAAAAAACUGAUCACAACGACUGAUGCAUCUGUCGGGAAAGGAGGGCUGGAGACCCUUGUUGUAGUCAGUAUUGGAUUCUCGGUUGCAACGACGGUGAUCAUCUCCGUCAUCGCUUUCUUGCUUUGUCGCAGAACAUUCAAACGACGGAUUCAAGAAACCUCUGACGCAAGGCCCCCUGCUCUCGCUCAGGCCGACAACCGCAUCUACUUCGAAAUUGACGAUAUCCGGCCUGCGCAGCAAGACUCCACUCAGAGAAGAGAGGAAGGAGUCAAUUUCAGACGCGAAUACGUGAAUAGUUGCGGUUACCACGAGCUCCGACACUUACGACUUAAGAAAGACAGCGUGAUGCGCAUGACCGGAACUAACAUGGACGACUGCUGUAGUUUACGGUCAGUGUCCACCGUGAAUCAUUAUGAUGAACCAUGGAUCUAAAUAGUCGGCUAGCUGUAGUGCUGUGAAACGUGUCUUCUGGUGGGGCAGGACUUGCUAACUCUUUCCAAGGACACCUGGUGUCAUCAGUCAUUUUCAGUGAUCCUUUCAAUUAAUUUUCACUGCCAUUUUGCCUUCUACGCUCAAAGAAAUCGGUUCCUGCAGAUAAUCGAAGCUUUUUAUUCUAUGAUGUUUGCGUUAAAUGAUUCAUCGUUUAACAUGCUACAGUUGUAUCAGUUGUGAUUGUGCUGAAGUGGCCUCGAAGUCUAGAUGCAUCAUCGUUAUGAUGUUGGAUUUGUGAGGAACUCGACAGUAUACUUGCAUAAAAAGGGAUUCAUUCGAGAUCCAGUUUAUUCAACGAAACUCAUUCAUAUACGCUUUAAGACGUACACAGUCCACGCGCAAAAUCCUGUAUAAAUUUGCUAUUAUUGUUUUAACCAUUAUUAUGUCGAGCUUGAGGUUUGUCAUUUUUGUGGAUACUGUAGAUAGUGAUCAAGUUGCUUACGUCCAUUGUGCAUUCUUCAUUGUCUAUAAACAGACAAAUGUUUGCCAGUAUUAUUAGAUUCGUUUCCUCUGAGCAGGAUUCGUGUUAUUACUGUUGAUUCAUCAGUCCUUAAG
Messenger RNA from Haliotis rufescens (red abalone), 2561 nucleotides. RefSeq lists its product as uncharacterized. The coding region runs from base 87 to 1946 and encodes 619 amino acids. The record is from RefSeq and is a predicted model, not a curated record. The transcript has 13 exons. Lineage: Eukaryota; Metazoa; Mollusca; Gastropoda; Lepetellida; Haliotidae.